Molecule: messenger RNA, 648 nt
Organism: Choloepus didactylus (southern two-toed sloth)
Lineage: Eukaryota; Metazoa; Chordata; Mammalia; Pilosa; Megalonychidae
Product: mitochondrial fission factor-like
Exons: 1
Coding region: 37-648 (203 amino acids)
Biological process (GO): positive regulation of mitochondrial fission
Cellular component (GO): mitochondrial outer membrane; peroxisome
Source: RefSeq, a predicted model, not a curated record
CCCGAAAAACUAAAGGUAGUGCCACCAAAUGCUGACAUGGAACACAGAUUCCAAGACGGAGCUCCAAAUGCUAGUGUCAUAAUGCAGGUUCCAGAGAGGACUCCUGCAGUGGGAAAAAGUGGAGACACCCCAUUUCCAAGGCCAGCAGAUCUUGACCUUACUCAGUCAACUCCCUUCCAGCAUCUGGCAUUAAAAACACCACCUUGUGGACUUACGCCAAGUGAAAGUCUACUAGAUCUUCUGGAUUCAGAAAGACCUCCUCCAACCCCGCAAAAUGAAGAAAUUCGUGCAGUUGGCAGGCUAAAAAGAGCGUGCUCUAUGAGUGAAAAUGCUGCUUGCCAAAAUGGACAACUGGCCAGAACGGACUCCACACCUGUGCUGGGUGGUGGGCCCAGUGCCGCCACCUGUGACCCGCAUCACGCCAACAUCAGGUGCGGCAUUUCAAACAUAGACACGUCGCUCGAAGGAACUUCAGACAUGAGUGCUGUAGACGCAGCUUCCUUAAGACGACAGAUCAUCAAACUAAACAGACGUCUACAACUUCUAGAAGAGGAGAACAAAGAGCGUGCUAAAAGGGAGAUGGUCACGUAUUCAAUUACUAUAGCGUUCUGGCUGCUUAACAGCUGGCUCUGGUUUCGCCAGAGGUAA